Molecule: messenger RNA, 2357 nt
Organism: Scomber scombrus (Atlantic mackerel)
Lineage: Eukaryota; Metazoa; Chordata; Actinopteri; Scombriformes; Scombridae
Product: protein kinase C epsilon type-like
Exons: 16
Coding region: 1-2241 (746 amino acids)
Biological process (GO): protein phosphorylation
Molecular function (GO): ATP binding; diacylglycerol-dependent serine/threonine kinase activity
Source: RefSeq, a predicted model, not a curated record
AUGGUGGUCUUCAACGGGCAGCUGAAGAUCAAGAUCCGCGAGGCGCUGGACCUCAAACCGACGGCUUGGUCCCUGCGUCACGCCGUCGGCCCCAAAACCCAGACCUUCCUCCUGGACACGUACUUAGCCCUGAACGUGGACGACUCUCGCGUGGGACAGACCUGCACCAAGCAGAAGACAAACAGCCCCACGUGGAAUGAUGAGUUCACCACGGAGGUGCACGACGGACGCACCAUCGAGCUGUCUGUCUUCCACGACGCGCCCAUCGGCUACGAUGACUUCGUGGCCAACUGUAGCAUCCAGUUUGAUGACAUCCUGCACAACGGCAGCAGGCACUUCGAGGACUGGAUUGACCUGGAGCCAGAGGGGAAGGUGUAUGUUGUUAUUGACCUAUCAGGAUCUUCCAGUGAAGAUGCGACCAUGUCCAGUGAAAAUGAAGAGCGUGUGUUUCGGCAGCGGAUGCGCCCAAGGAAGCGUCAGGGUGCCGUCCGCCGAAGAGUCCACCAGGUCAACGGACACAAGUUCAUGGCCACCUACCUGAGACAGCCCACCUACUGCUCCCACUGCAGGGACUUCAUCUGGGGCGUUUUAGGAAAGCAGGGCUACCAGUGUCAAGUGUGCACCUGUGUGGUCCAUAAGCGCUGCCAUGAGCUGAUCAUUACCAAGUGUGCAGGGAUGAAGAAGGACGACACAGGCAGCGAGGUCGGGUCGCAGAGAUUCAGCGUCAACGUGCCUCACAAGUUCAGCAUCCACAACUUUAAAGUUCUCACCUUCUGCGACCAUUGUGGAUCUCUGCUGUGGGGUCUGCUGCGACAGGGACUGCAGUGUAAAGUGUGUAAAGUGAAUGUACACAGACGCUGUGAGAGUAACGUGGCUCCUAACUGCGGCGUUGACGCCAGAGGGAUCGCUAAAGUCCUCUCUGACCUCGGAGUCACACCAGACAAGAUCUCCAACAGCGCCCAGAGACGGAAAAAGCUUCCUCAGGGUCAGGACCCCCAGCAGUCGUUACCAGGGACGCCUCAGACAGAAGACGACCGCUCAAAGUCGGCCCCCACCUCGCCGUGUGACCAAGAUGUUAAGGAGCUGGAGAACAUCCGCAAAGCUCUGUCGUUUGACCACCGCGGAGAGGAGCACAAAAAACACCCAGUAUCUUCAGCAGCCUCUGUUGCUACGGGUAAAGGAAGCCGUGAAAACGGAGAGGUGAAAAGUUACACCGCUCCUGAGGUGAAGAGGAUGAACCUGCACGACUUCAUCUUCAUUAAAGUUUUGGGGAAAGGAAGCUUCGGAAAGGUGAUGCUGGCGGAGCAGAAAGGCAGCGACGAGGUUUACGCCGUCAAGGUGCUGAAGAAAGACGUGAUCCUGCAGGACGACGACGUGGACUGCACCCUGACAGAGAAACGCAUCCUCGCUCUGGCCAGAAAACACCCGUACCUGACCCAGCUGUUCUGCUGCUUCCAGACUAAAGACCGGUUGUUCUUCGUGAUGGAGUACGUUAACGGAGGCGACCUGAUGUUUCAGAUUCAGCGGUCGAGGAAGUUCGACGAGGCUCGAUCUCGUUUUUAUGCUGCAGAGGUCACUUCUGCUCUGAUGUUCCUGCACCGGCACGGAGUCAUAUACAGAGACUUGAAGCUGGACAACAUACUGUUGGAUGCGGAGGGUCACUGUAAGCUGGCAGACUUUGGUAUGUGCAAGGAGGGAAUCCUCAACGGCGUUACUACCACUACCUUCUGUGGUACACCUGACUACAUCGCGCCUGAGAUCCUCCAAGAGCUGGAUUACGGCCCAUCGGUGGACUGGUGGGCUCUGGGGGUGCUGAUGUACGAGAUGAUGGCGGGCCAGCCACCCUUUGAAGCAGACAAUGAAGACGACCUGUUUGAGUCCAUCCUCCAUGACGACGUUCUCUAUCCCGUGUGGCUCAGCAAGGAGGCCGUGUCCAUCCUCAAAGCGUUCAUGACGAAGAGUCCUAACAAGCGUCUGGGCUGCGUGUUGGCUCACGGUUUAGAGGAGGCCAUCAAGCAUCAUUCGUUCUUCAGAGAGAUCGACUGGACGCUGCUGGAGCAGAGAAGAGUCAGACCCCCGUUCAAACCGCGCAUCAAAACCAAAAGGGAUGUGAAUAACUUUGACCAGGACUUUACACGUGAAGAACCCGUCCUGACGCCGGUUGACGACAACAUCAUCAAGCAGAUCAACCAAGAUGAGUUCAAAGGAUUUUCCUACUUUGGAGAUGAGACUGUGGCCUAGACGUACACACACACACUUACACACACACACACACACACACACACACACACACACACACACACACACACACACACACACACACAUACACAUGUACAAUUAACACACCAUAAACCACC